Molecule: messenger RNA, 786 nt
Organism: Macrosiphum euphorbiae (potato aphid)
Lineage: Eukaryota; Metazoa; Arthropoda; Insecta; Hemiptera; Aphididae
Source: the annotation of a GenBank genome assembly
AUGUCGUCUAAGCCGAAACAAGAUUUACCGGCAGAAGAAGAAACAGACGAAGACUUCAUGACGAGAAUAACUCAACCUAGAAUAUGGACGGUCUUCAAAUCAGAAUUCAUUUUUCAAGUAUUUGUUGAAGAGCGAUUCGACGAAGUCUUGGAUAUGUUUAAAAAUAAUUAUAUUUACGAAGAAUCACUAUGCAAUAGUAACACAUUGUCAUCAGAUCAAGAUUCAGUUGAUCAAUUUUUAUAUUUGAUCAAACAUUGGAUUUCGGAUACUCUAUCAUCAAUCGUAAUUGAAAAAAGCUCCGGGAAAUGUAUUGGAAUAAUUGUCUGCAGAUUUUGUUCGAUUGAAGAUAAUUCAUUAGAGUUUAGCAGAUUGAGAUUGUACGAAGGAGAAAAAUGGAAUAUAAUACAGAAUUUCAAAAACUACUUGAGCCAAAAAGUUGACAUUUACAAAUAUUACAAAACUGUAGCAUUCUUCAGAGUUUACGCUUGGUUUAUUCUUCCACAGUAUAGAGGUCAAGGACUGGGUAAAAAACUGUUGGAGUGCGUAAUCAAUCAGCAGUUACCCGAGAUGGUGCAUCUGGGAUGCAACGUCAUAUCAGGAAUAUUCACCAACAAAAAGAGUCAAGAAAUAGCGAAUUCUUUGGGUCUGAAAACUUUGUACGAGGCUAAUUACCCCGAGUGGGCUAAUCAAAAUAACGUCGUGUUGAAUAAAAAAGUGAAAGCCGAAAAUACAACAGCCAGUGUGAUGGCUUGUCAAAUAAAUCAGAAACAAACUCUGCAGUCGUAA